AUGAAUAAAAGCCCAUUAGAAGACCUCAUUCCGACUCCUGCCUUCUUAGAGCCCCUUAUUUCGGUCAUUUAUUAUCCAAGCAAUUCAAUUUCGAAAUAUCUCGACAGACCCUCUGUUAAUGCUUUAUUACUCGGCCUAGCUCAUGUGCAUAAAAUGUAUUACUACUAUGGAUUCUGGGGUGCUGACAUCACCAACUUGAUGAUGAUGAAUUUAUGUAGGAUAACAGCAGUCUCCAUUAACUACAAAGAUGGAUCAAUACCUAAAGAUCUCUAAGAAAAGUAACUCAAGACAAGAGAGAGAGCAUAUGCAAUCGAUUAAGUACCUUCAUUUUAUGAUUAUUUGGGUUAUUUGUACUACUGUGGCGGUACUAUAGCAGGUCCUUUCUAUGAGUAUAAAGACUUUAUUGAUUUCAUGAACAGAGAAGGGCAUUAUUCGAACAUUCCAAGCACCAUCAUUGCCACUCUCGAAAGACUUUCAAUAGCAAUACUCUUCAUUGCUGUCGUUGGAUUUGUUUCAGACUAUUUUCCAUUCUAUUUUGUGACAACAGAUGAAUUCGCUGCAAUGAGUUAUGGUUCCAUUGCUAGUGGUCUCAGCUACAAUGGCAUAGACAUAAAUAAGAGACCUUUAUUCGAUAGAGUUCAAAAUAUCAGAGUUUGGGAUAUUGAGUUUUCUUACAAAGUUCAUGAAUUCUUCAAUGCCUGGAACAUAUCAGUACAUAUGUGGCUCAAGCAUUACGUAUUUCUGAGGAUGGUAAAGAGAGGUGAAAGAAUUAGUCUAAAACCUAUUAUUACAACCUUUGCUGUUUCUGCAGUGUGGCAUGGAUUCUACCCUGGAUAUUUCUUAUUUUUCAUAUCAUCAGGAUUAAAUGAUUAUUUGUUUAAAUCUGCUGCCAAAAUCUAUGUUUUGUUUGAAUGGAUGCCUUCUUUCCUCUAAAAGUUUCUUCUUUUCUCAUGGUCAUAUUUCUAAUGUGCUUACUGGGGAAUGUGCUUUGUGCUUUUAGAUCUAUCAAACAUUCACAAGAUGCAUUCAGCAGUUCAUUAUUCUUUACAUUUCAUACUUAUUGGGUCACUCUUAUUCAUAAGAUUCUCUGGAAUAAUUCCAUAUUGCAAAAGACUAGAGGAAAACAAGAUUUAGAAAUCCUCUUGA
Messenger RNA from Stylonychia lemnae, 1146 nucleotides. The record is from the annotation of a GenBank genome assembly. Lineage: Eukaryota; Ciliophora; Spirotrichea; Sporadotrichida; Oxytrichidae.